UCCGUCGUCUUCAAGCAGCCUUCCGAGUGCAAGAGCCCCUCCAAACCCUAAAGUCCCAAUUCCUCUUCGAGACAUGGCGGCGGUAGCGGCCGUGACUCCGACCGUCUACGUCUGGCCCACGCUUCACCCCACCAGCCAUAGGAGCGCCGCAUUGAUUCCGUCGGCUCCGCUCCGUUCGUCCUUCGCUAGGUUAUUUAGAAAGCCAUCGAGUAAAUUUCGGAUAGUAUGUAUGGCUUCGUCCGCUGCCGGGAGCCCAUAUGAUAGUGGCGAUGAAAAUCCAUAUGGGGUUCUUGGUGUUAGUUCGAUAGAAGGGUUUGAUAUGGUGAAGGCGGCAUAUACAAGAAAGCGUAAGGAUGCAGAGCGUAGGGGAGAUGAAGCAUACCUUGCCAAACUAGAGAAGGCAUAUGACAGAAUCAUGAUGUCACAGCUGCAGAGUAGGAAGAAAGGUUUGACAUUUGGGUCUUUUAAGGUGUCAAAGGAUAUCAAGUAUGCAGAUAAACAGCCAAUAGUACCAUGGGGACCAAGGUAUUCCAAGUCUAGUGUGAAGGAUAUGCGCAUUAAUAUGGCUAUAUCUGCAGUCUUUAGUCUCUGGGUACUGAUCCAACAGAAUGCGGAAUGGAAGCCUUUGCAGUUUUUAGCUUUCAUUUUUUUCUAUCGAAUAUUUGAGAAGCUAAAAGCAUUUGAGCCUGCAGUAUCACCUACUCUAGAUGAAUAUGGUGAAGAUGAAGGCAAGGGACUACGCAUGGGAAAGAGGAUUCUUCGUUCCCUUGCAUUGGUUUUCGGAUGUAUUGCUGUUUCAUCCUUGGGCUACACUGGACUCCUCAACCUCAUUGAGUUUUUAGGCCGUGCCAUUCCUUUGUUUCUUUACAAUAACCAGGAGCUGCUUGUUACCCUGGCGACAUCAAUAACCCUCUACAUCAUGGCUUCCUACUACCGAUGAUUAGGCUUGCAGGGUCUCCUCUGCUAUUUUUGUAUCUCAAGAGGUACUCCAGGAUUCAUGCAAAACACAUGGAGGUUGCCACAGCACACCAGUUUUGGUUAAAGCCAAUAAGAAGUGGAUGCCAAGCCUUGUAUAUAUAUAUAUAUGUUCAAUUUUACAAGGGGUUAUAUGUGUGCGCUUGGGUGCUUGACAUGUAGUUUGCAUUAGUACUCCUUGCAGCUUCGAUAUUUAAGCCAGCGUUUCGUAUUUGUGGUUCAUUUCGUUUUCGUUAAGUACUUUGAGGAAACUUAUGGAGGAGGGAUGUCAUGAAAGGUGCAGUAUUUAUUCUCUUCUGUGUCUUGCAUGUGAUUCAACAAUCAACCUGGGAAUGAAGAGUCUGAAAGGUAUAGAUAUAUGUAUGCUCCUUAGUUGACAGUUGGACAUUGUUGAACAGAACACAUUUUAUUACACGUCCUUGUUCAAGCGA
Molecule: messenger RNA, 1406 nt
Organism: Musa acuminata subsp. malaccensis (wild Malaysian banana)
Lineage: Eukaryota; Viridiplantae; Streptophyta; Magnoliopsida; Zingiberales; Musaceae
Product: protein CHLOROPLAST J-LIKE DOMAIN 1, chloroplastic
Cellular component (GO): chloroplast membrane
Source: RefSeq, a predicted model, not a curated record